This is a messenger RNA of Rhineura floridana, 6986 nucleotides long. RefSeq names its product Gfo/Idh/MocA-like oxidoreductase domain containing 1 (gene GFOD1). Gene Ontology annotation, molecular function: nucleotide binding. NCBI's taxonomy places the organism in Eukaryota, Metazoa, Chordata, Lepidosauria, Squamata, Rhineuridae. The record is from RefSeq and is a predicted model, not a curated record. The transcript is spliced from 2 exons. The coding region runs from base 922 to 2094 and encodes 390 amino acids.
ACAUUUGCCUCGCAGCUCUUGGUGCUGUUUUUUUUUCCUCUACAGCAAGCUCUGGGGAAAAGGAAAAGAGAAAGAGCGGGGGGAGCAAACCAGCCGGAGCCACCCCGCCAGCUAGAUUCGCGGCCAGUAACACGCUGAGAGCUGAAGAGGGCGUUGCAGGAAAACACACAGAGGAGGUGACAGUCCAGACUCCUCCUUUUCUCACAAUGUUCAGGAGUGUAUUGUGGUGAACAUGGCAGAUGAAGAGGUUUUAAGACCCGGGUAGCUGCUGCUGCUGCUGUGACUGUUGCUUCCUCCUCCCGCUGCUGCUCCUAACCACUGCGCCACUUGUUGGCUGCCCUUCAGCUCCUUUUGUGGCCAUCAUUAGGAGGACGACGAUGUUGGCACACGGCAGUUGCAAAGGGAGGUAGUAGCGUUUGAAACGAGCAAGCGAUCGGGUGUAUUUUUUAUUUAUUAUUUGAGAGAGAGUGUGUGUGGCUGCUUGUGUAAUGCGGGCAAGACCGGGAAGCUUAAGAAUCCGGGGCUGGGUUUGUGUGUGAUGAUCCGGCAAUGGAGGGGCAGCGACGAGGAGCUGAAGAGGUUGCUGGUUUUGCCGAUGAGGCGGGGGGCACGGCAGGGGCCCGCCGCCAGGAGCAGAGUCGACCACUGUUGCAAGGAUCGGGUGCCACUCGCCCUGUGCGGCGGCGGCAAUAGCAGCAGCAGCAGCAGUUCUCAGCUGGGACUGGGCGCCCUUUGCAUUGCAACUCCGCAUUGCUCGUAUUAUUGCAGCUCCGCGUGAAAGGGAGGAGGAGAGCCAGCCAGGAGGAAGGGAAGGGGGGGCAUUGAGAGGGGAAGGGCAGAUCGCAGCAAGGCGGAUUGGAGGAGGAGGAGAAAAGGGGAGGGAGGCAGCUAGCAGCAGCAGCAGCAGUAGCAGCAGCAGCCAUGCUACCCGGGGUGGGUGUGUUCGGCACCAGCCUGACCGCCCGGGUCAUUAUCCCGCUGCUAAAGGACGAGGGCUUCGCAGUCAAGGCGCUUUGGGGGCGCACUCAGGAGGAGGCGGAGGAGCUGGCCAAGGAGAUGAGCGUCCCUUUCUACACCAGCCGGAUAGACGAGGUCUUGCUGCACCAGGAUGUGGAUCUGGUCUGCAUCAACCUGCCGCCACCUCUGACCAGGCAGAUCGCGGUCAAAACACUGGGGAUUGGGAAGAAUGUCAUUUGUGACAGAACAGCCACUCCACUGGAUGCCUUUAGGAUGAUGACUGCUGCCCACUAUUACCCCAAGCUCAUGAGCAUUAUGGGUAAUGUUCUUCGUUUCUUGCCUGCCUUCAUGAAGAUGAAGCAGCUGAUCCAAGAGGGCUAUGUCGGAGAGCUGCUUGUGUGUGAGGUACAAGUUCACAGUGGGAGCCUCCUGGGGAAGAAAUACAAUUGGAGCUGCGAUGACUUGAUGGGAGGCGGAGGGUUGCAUUCUGUUGGUACCUACAUCAUUGACCUCUUGACCUUCCUCACUAGCCAGAAGGCUGUGAAAGUACAUGGACUGCUUAAGACCUUUGUGAAACAGACAGACCACAUCAAGGGAAUCCGCCAAAUCACAAGUGAUGACUUCUGCACAUUUCAGAUGGUCUUGGAAGGUGGGGUGUGUUGCACUGUUACCCUCAACUUCAAUGUGCCUGGGGAAUUUAAACAAGAUAUUGUUGUCGUAGGUUCUAGUGGACGGCUGAUUGUUGUAGGUACCGAUUUGUAUGGACAGAACAAUAGCUCGCCACAAAAGGAGCUCCUUUUGAAGGAUUCCACACCCGUCAGCAAUGCUUUGCUGCCUGAAAAGGCCUUCAGUGAUAUCCCAUCCCCAUACCUCCGUGGAACUAUAAAGAUGGUACAGGCUGUCAGGCAAGCAUUUGAGGAUCAAGAUGACAGACGAACCUGGGAUGCGAGGCCACUCACGAUGGCUGCAACUUUUGAUGACUGUCUCUAUGCUUUGUGUGUGGUGGACACCAUUAAAAGAUCAAACCAACUGGGUGAAUGGCAGAACAUUGCAAUUAUGACUGAGGAACCAGAAUUAAGCCCUGCUUACUUGAUUAGUGAAGCAAUGCGCAGGAGCAGAAUGUCUCUGUACUGCUAGCUUUUUGUCACAUCUCAGAAAAGAAGAAGUGGAUCAGUGCAUUUUUUUCCUGACAGGAAAAAAAAUGCCAUGCAUCUCAGGCCUCAGACAAGGAAGACAAUAUAGGGAAUAAUUUGUUAUUUAAACCACAUUGCCUAGUUGGUGCUGAAAUAUUAGAUGCAUUUGAUAUGCUUGGUUGGGUAGUUGUUCUAGACCCUGUUAAAGAGAAACCUGCAUUAACUGUUUACAAAAUAGCAUUAUAGGAAGGUAAGACAGCAUCCAUUUACAACCUACAGGUGCAUAGCUGAUUCAGUUGCAUUUACUGUGAAAAAGGUUCAGGAAGGUCCAAUUAGCAGACUGCAAAGAUGGUUACAUAUCAGAAAGCACCUUGCAGAAAACAAAAUGGCUGGCUUCUGACAUGAACACUGCCUUGCAGGGCUUUCUGCUAAUAGCAUGUUAAUUGAUUACUGUGUCAUUCAGCAACCCAUGCACCUAUAUCAGUUUAAUAGGCAGAAUAAGAACACUUGGUAUGAAUGUGUCAUGUGAUCUGGAAAAUUUUGGCAGCUUGAUUUUCAUAGUUAAUAUGAACGCUUUAUGUUGUGUUUAGACUUUUUUUCCUUUCAAGGUAACAUAAAUAGAAACAUGUAUGUAUUUUAAAAUACACAACAAUCCAAAAUGGUAGGGUGUUUCACAUAGGGUCCCAGAAGUUCAUGCUAGGCUCCAAUACUAAGCACAACAAUCUGUAGAGAAUGAAGGCAUGUGCAAAUAUAUAUAUAUAUUCCAGAGGGAUAACCAUAUUAGUCUGUCAUAGCAAAACCAACAAUGAGUCCUCUGUUAUUUGAAAGACUAACACAUUUAGUGUAGUGGCAUAAGUGUUCAAGGACUGGAGCUUAUUUCUUUAGAUGCAUGAAGUAGUCCAUCUCAUAAAGUGGAUAUGGUCUACAAAAACUUAAUAGUUUUUAAGGUGCCAUAGGACUCUUUGAUUUGAGGGUUUGUCUUUAGGGCCUACCAUAGGGCAAGAUUCAAAAAGCAUAGGUUUCAACAAAACUUCAACAAAAUCAGAAAAAAAAUCAAUUUCUUAACAGAAUACAACUACAAAAAGACAGAGUUACGGUAAAAUACUCAACUGAGAGUUUACAAACAUGAAAAUACAAUUUUAAUACUCCAUUUAAGAUAAAAUAUAUACACUACAAAUAAAUAUUAAGAAAUGCACUCCUAUAUUCAGUACUUAAAAUUAGCUAGAUAUGUCAGAAAGUCUGGUAAAAUGAGCUACUAUUGUUUAUUUGUUCUCCUGUUGCCUGAACAGCUACUAGAUUUUUUUUUCAAAAUUUGCACAUCAUUGCUGAGAUAGCAUGGAAGCUUGCAUGGAAAAAUCUAACUGGGGGCUUUUCUGCUAGAAAAGUGGAAUGAGUUUACUUUUCCCUUUGGUAUCUACCAGAUUUUAAAAGUAUUCAGUCCACUUCACAUUCUCUGUAGCUAGUUAAUACAUUAUUUUAGUACCUUCUUGCAUCAUUGCAUUCCAGUGAUUUUUUUUAUCAAUGCCUUGAUAUAGACUCCUGUUGCUUCUUCCUCCUUCAAAGCCCAAAGAGGCUGCUCACAUUUGGAGCAGUUGGUGAACGACUGUAAGAUGGAAGAAUGGGAGGGAUGGCAGCACUCCUGUUAGUUAUCCUGGCCAGCCAUCCCAUUCCACCAAUUCUCAUAUGGAGCAGCAUGAUGCAGACAGCUGUAAGUAAGUUCUCUGCAUGACAGAUUUCUGCUAGGCAGAUGGAUGGCACUGGGUGUGUCAGAUCAUGGAAGGGAGAAUAAGUUCAGAAUGGGUGGGAGCACAUUCAAGAAAUCCAAGAACUGAAACACUGCUGUAGAGUUUGAAUCUUGUUCUGUAUGAUUUGACUGCAUGGAUAAUCAAUAGCUCUCAAUUUGUAUUGCUGUGGUGUUAUACACCACCUCUUGAAAAGCACUUGAAUGACUAAUGCAUUAACUAUAUGAGUUAUACUAUGGAUGCUGUAGACUCUUCAGUUUGUUUUUAAUUGCCAUCAAUCUUACUUGUGUCAUCUUACCAUUUUGUCCCGUUGUGGGAAGGUCUAAUCUCUUUGUUUUCCUGCCAUUCUCUUAUGCUCAUCAGCCAGGUGAUAAAAAACAAAGGAAAAAUGGUACCCAGUUCUGUAAAUCCUCAUGUGUAGAAUUAGCAUACCAUCAUCUCCUAGUGAUUGCCCGAAACUCUCUACAUUAUCUGGUUCUUGAAUGAUGCCUUGUUUUCCCUUUUGUUUUUUAAGCUUAAAAAAACCCCAAGUGUACAUUUACUGUUGUAUUUUAUUUAUGUAUUUAUUGUGUUUUAAAUAUAUAUGUAUGUAUGUGUGCAUAUAUAUAAAUGAGAGAGAGAGAGAGAGAUAAGAAGCAAACUAGAUAUAUAUAAAAUGUCAGUGCAUGGGCAUUUUAUGUACAGUAGAUAUUUUUUAAAAGUUAUUUAUCAAGCAAAAAGUGUGUGAUAAAAACAGAAUCUAUAUUUUAUAUAUCUAUACUGUAGAUAGCAAAAUGAAACAACAUUUAAAUUAUAGCAAGAUGAUAUGGGGGUAUUUUUAAAAGAAAAGGGGAAGGGCUGUGAUGGGUUCUAGCAUUUUGACCAGCCCAGCUACUUUUAAAGGAAAGUUGCCUUCUGUGGCUCUCCGCUGCAGCAAAAUCCAUCCUGCUUCCUGAAAAUACAAUGCUCAUUUAUUACUUUUCCAUUGCUUGGGGAAUGUAGUUAGUUCUAGUCAGCCAUGAGCAUAUAUGUGCUCCUUAAAACACGUUUUCCUGCUGUUCUUAUACGUUUGCAUUGUCGGAAUAAAAAGAACCUAAACAGUGAAUAAAGGCACAAAAGAAGAUAGGAUUCCAAGUGUCAGACAUUUUUCGGUUGUUUUCUUCCUGCAGUGAAAUAGCUUUGCAUUUUUUUCUGCCAUCUAUCAUGACUGCUAGAUGUACUUGAAUGAAACCUCCAAUAUCCCUGCUUCUGAAAAUUGGUUUUUGGGAAGAGGGGGAAACAGAAAUAAAAAGAAAAGGGUUUCAGCUGGUUGCCUCCCGAAACACGUUGUAAAAUAUAAGGUAACUUUUUUGUUUUGCUUUCUUCACCUGCUCUGUGUGGAACAAAGUCAUGUCAGGAGCUGAUGUGGGAUAAUAGAUGAAUCCUAGAGAUGGCCAUUUUGAGGUGGAGACUGAUGCUGUAACACUGUAACAUGGCUUUUCUUAUUUGAUUAGGGAAAGUUUAAUCCCAGUCUUGCCACAUCGGUGAUAUAGCAAUCCAAUGAGCAUCAUGCAUAUCUUCAUCACCAUCAUCAUCAACACACACACACGAUACUCAGCAGUAGCUUCUCCACAUUAUCUCCUCAAAACAGAACAAAACACCACAAAAUAUUUUGCCUGUGCCAUCAGAAUGUUUACUGAACUAAAGCUUGAGCUCUUAUUGUAAAGGGAGACAAUGAUACUGUUUUUUUACUUUAUCGAGAACUCAACUAGAGUUUCCAUUCAUUGACUUGGAACUAACUUUGCCAGGUGUGUGCCUUAUUUUAAAGAACUGCCACUUUGCCAGGACAUUAGAGUCUCAGAAUGUUCUAGAUUGCUUCUUAUUUUGACACUGACAUAGAACAUAGAUUCCCUUAUUUCAGAUACUGUGUUAUUUUGGAAAUUCUGAUCUCAUAACAAUCAUGCCAAUCUGCCAUAUUAUAAUGACACCAUGUGAUUGACAGGUGGGCAAGACCACCCAUCUGUCAUAUUUGGCCUGUAGUUGCCACAAAGGAUCCCUUAUGGAGAGAAAAACAGAGACAGGGUUUCUGAGGGAAAGAGGUGUUUUUAUAUCUACAGUUUAAUUCAAUGACUCACAAGUGCCUGACAUUAAUCAGAUAUUUUAGCACACUGGGGAGGAGAGCCUGGCUGGGAGUCCAGAGUCUGUGAGUUCAAAUCCCCACUCAUAUCUCCUGGGUGUAAAGGGCCAGCUAAAUAUCACCCCCACAGUGAGUGGCUCAGGGCUACAUGGCCUGCCACCUGUGCAGCUGUGGGCAAGCUGCAUAUUCCCAAGGAGUCCACUUGCCCUGGGGAAACAAAAACAAGUGGUUUAGAUGCAAUUGGCUUGAUAGAAUACAAUUACAGUAUAGAUUAAGUAACGUAGCCAGUAAAUAUUGACACAACUGAAUUUCAAAAUAGUUGGAAUAAGGUUAUCAAAGUGUAAAGGGGUGUGUAGCUCUUUUUUAUGAAAGACUUUUGAGCAGUUGCCGAAGGGAUUACAAACAAGCCAGGAAAAAAAAAACCUUGCCUGCUCAUGUGUCUUUAACACCAGCACAACAUGCACAAAGCAGAACCUUUUCAUAAUGUGGAGAUAAACUGCUAAUAUCAAGCUGUCAGGGGGAGAGGAAGCAGCACUCACUUGUUUCCUGACAUCCACACCAUACUUUUAAAGCACAUCUAAAGCAUGUGGCUUCCCCCAAAGAAUCCUGGAAACUACAGUUUAUUAAAGGUGCUGGGAACUGUAGUUCUGCAGUGGGGAAACUAAAGUUCCCAGGAUUCUUUUAAAUGCAUAGUGUGGAUGUGACCCAAGCCUCUAUAUGUAGCUGUGAUAUGAAAGGCCCUCUCCUUCCAGCUAUCAACUAUAAUUGCUGAGGUGAUCAGAUGAUGAGAAAAUAGCAUCCCCUCCAUUGGGCCCAGAUCCAACUCCAGGACCUCCUGAAUUCCUACUUCACAUGUAGAUGUGAAGGAAAAUGAAGCCAGUCUGUACCAUACCAAAGGUUCAACCCAGCUGAUCUGGGAAACUGUAAAAGUGAAGGGAGCUCUGUGUAGGUCAACAGCAUGGAACAUGUGUUGGGGCAACAUGUGGCAAUUUUCUCUUCUACUAUUCUUAUUGAUGAUAUUUUAUCUUAAUAUUAUUUAGUUCCAUGUUGUAAACUGCC